This is a messenger RNA of Impatiens glandulifera, 1092 nucleotides long. Its product is annotated as galactose mutarotase-like. The record is from RefSeq and is a predicted model, not a curated record. The transcript is spliced from 5 exons. Gene Ontology annotation, molecular function: carbohydrate binding; aldose 1-epimerase activity. Gene Ontology annotation, biological process: glucose metabolic process; beta-D-galactose catabolic process via UDP-galactose, Leloir pathway. NCBI's taxonomy places the organism in Eukaryota, Viridiplantae, Streptophyta, Magnoliopsida, Ericales, Balsaminaceae. Bases 1 to 1092 code for a protein of 363 amino acids.
AUGGGUAUUUUCAAAUUAUUCUCUGGUUUUCUUAUUCUCCUCUGCAUAAUUUUCCUCACAGAAACUCAUCAAACUACAGCUAAAGAUGAUAAAAUAAUUCACAUUUAUCAACUCCAAAAGGGAAAUUUCUCGAUCAAGGUCACCAACUAUGGAGCCACUCUUUUAUCCCUACUUGUGCCCGAUAAAAAUGGAAAGUUGGAAGACAUUGUUCUUGGUUAUCAAAAUAUUGAAGAAUAUAAGAAUGAUACGACUUACUUCGGAGCCAUAGUUGGGCGAGUCGCCAACCGAAUAGGAGGGGCUCGAUUUUGUCUUGAGGGGAAGUGCUACAAAUUGUUUGCCAAUGAUGGAAACAAUACUCUCCAUGGUGGUAAAGUUGGAUUUAGUGAUGUCAUAUGGUCGGUAAAAAAUUACCAAAAGGAUUCACAUAUUACAUUUACUUAUAAUAGCUUUGAUGGAGAAGAAGGUUUUCCUGGUAAUGUAAUCGUGGAAGUAACAUACCAAAUAAUCGAUACCAACAAGCUACGAAUAAAAAUGGUAGCAAAAGCCUUAAACAAACCAACACCGAUAAAUCUUAUUUCUCACACAUAUUGGAAUCUCGCUGGUCAUGCAAAUAAAUAUGGAAUUCUUUUUCAUCGUCUACAACUCAACGCCCAAAAUUACACACCCGUAGAUUCCAACCUCAUCCCAAACGGUCAAAUUAAAAGUAUUAACGGUACAUAUUAUGAUUUCCAAACAUCCCAAAUGAUCGGGUCAAGAAUCCAAAAAGUCCCGGGUGGGUAUGAUAUCAACUAUGUAUUGGUGGAUUCAAGUAAAGGAAAACAUUUGAUUAAGGCUGCGGUUGUGGAGGAGAAGAAAUCGGGUCGGAUGAUGGAAUUAUGGACUAAUCAACCCGGGAUCCAACUUUAUACUAGCAAUAAAAUAAGUAGAAUUAAGGGAAAAGAUGGAGCGGUUUAUAGGAAGUAUGCGGGUCUUUGUUUGGAGACACAAGGGUUCCCGGAUUCGGUUAAUCACCCGAACUUUCCGUCUCAGAUUGUGAAUCCGGGUCAGAUUUAUCAUCAUAUUAUGGUUUAUAGGUUCACAGCUAAUUACUAG